CGAUAGGCGGCGACACAGUGGCUAGUAUACAUACACAUAUUGGUGAUCUGGUGUAACCGAGCUGCCUGGCGGUCGCCGAUGUCUGUAAAAUCGGUGUUAGAUGUUAUUAUAGUUUAGGCGAACAUCAUGUGGGCACUCAGUGAUAUUACGAGCGCAACGCUCGCGCUUUUCUCCUGCCUUAUGGUACAGCUGUUGUUCAGACCUGUCGAUGGCGGUGCAGUUCCACUCACGCAGGGUAACAUUGAUAUGACUUUAGCAUCCAAUGAAUUAGUCUUUAUCAACUUUUACGCGGAAUGGUGUCGGUUCAGCAGUAUGCUGGCUCCGAUAUUCGAUGAAGCAGCUGACAAAGUAGCUGCAGAAUUCCCCGAGGCUGGGAGAGUUGUAAUGGGAAAAGUGGAUUGCGACUCCGAAUCCUCUGUCGCAUCAAGGUUUCACAUCACAAAGUACCCAACAUUGAAGGUGAUAAGAAAUGGGCAGCCGACUAAGCGAGAAUACAGAGGUCAGCGUUCGUCAGAAGCUUUCGUACAAUUUGUAAGGAAGCAGCUUGAAGAUCCUAUCAAAGAAUUCUUCGAGCUUAAGGAGUUGAAUGAACUCGACGACAAGAAGAGAAUGAUUAUUGGGUACUUUGACAGAAAGGAUGUUCCGGAGUACCAGAUGUUCAGGAGAGUUGCAACCAACUUGAAGGAUGAUUGUCAAUUCCACGUCGGUUUUGGCCCUUGCUACAAUCAAAGCUGUGAAUUUGGACAGCUUUUUAAUUUGGUGAGCGCCAGUGCAGCGAUGCAUCCGCCAGGUCAACCCAUAAUUGUGUUCCGAUCUGACAAAGCACUGUCAAACGACGACGAUGAGACAUACAAAGGCAGUAUGACCACUUUCGACGAAUUGAACAUCUGGGCGCAAGAAAAAUGCGUCCCGCUAGUGAGAGAAAUCACAUUUGAAAAUGCAGAGGAAUUAACAGAGGAGGGUUUGCCGUUCCUGAUACUUUUCCACAAACCUGACGACACGGAAAGUGUCAAGGCUUAUAAAGACAUUAUUUCCGGAUCGCUGAUUGAUGAAAAACAAAGCAUCAAUUUCUUGACGGCUGACGGUCUAAAGUUUGCGCACCCUCUUCAUCAUCUGGGAAAGAGUACAUCAGAUCUGCCACUGAUAGCAAUAGACAGUUUUAGACACAUGUAUUUGUUCCCAAAUUUCCAGGACAUAUUUCAGCCUGGAAAAUUGAAGAGCUUCUUGCAGGACUUGUACUCUGGAAAAUUGCAUCGCGAGUUUCAUUAUGGUCCAGAUCAAUCUGAGCAGGAGGAUUCUAAUCAAAUAAGUGGUCAAGUCAAAGUACCGACCUCACCCCCGGAAUCAACCUUCAAAAAAUUAGCACCCAGCAAAAACAGGUACACUCUACUAAGAGAUGAAUUAUAAGUAUGUCUAUGAUUUCUUUUUAAUCAUUAUUUAAAAGAAGCUUAAAUCUGUAAAUGAGAUUUCAACGGUUGUACGAUUUACUGCUCGUCGAUAUAGGGAUCACCGAAUUGUUCAUAAUUCAUAUAUCAGGUGGAAAAACGGUUGGUAAUUAUCGUUUUUCUACAAUGUGUAUGGCAUGAAAAUGGAAUACAAGUAAAAUGAAAACAGAAUAACACCAAAGUUCACCCGUUUUUUAUGAAUCUUAAACCCAUGCAAUGUAAAUAGAUAGAUGAAUAUGUCUACGUCCGAGCCGUUGUUUUGUCAAAACAUCAUAUCGCAAUAUGCGAACAUAAUUACCCUGGAACGUUUAUUUUAUUUCAAUCUUUCAAUCGUUUUAAUUAGAUUUUUGCACAAAGGUUCGACAUUUGAAGAUAUCUACAAUUUUAAUUUGUACAAAUACACGGUACAAUAGGCUUAUGUAUACAGAAAUUAUUAUCUGUCACUGUAAAAGUAAGCUUCUUAGGCCUGAUGAUUAUGGUGACAGGUAAAAUGAGCUUUGUUGUGAUUGUUACUUAAAUAAUUCGCGAAUUAAGAUAAAGAUGAAGAAAAGGAAGAAGAAAAAAAAGUCGAGAAAUUGGAUCAUUUUUUAUCUUGAUAUCACAAGUACAAUAACUUGGUGGUGAAACAUCACUGUCUACACCCUGUGUUAAACGAAGAAUAAAGAACUUGUAGAAAAUGUAAGAAAACAGUAUUAUAGGCUCUGACAACCUAUAAUAUGUCAAAUAAUUGUAAAAUAUAUUAAGAAAUUGAAAGCGAGACAAACGAAAAUUGAAUAAAAAAUUUUAUCAAAAUAAA
Molecule: messenger RNA, 2241 nt
Organism: Diprion similis
Lineage: Eukaryota; Metazoa; Arthropoda; Insecta; Hymenoptera; Diprionidae
Gene: ERp44
Product: endoplasmic reticulum resident protein 44
Exons: 7
Coding region: 127-1407 (426 amino acids)
Source: RefSeq, a predicted model, not a curated record